CAAAAAAUUUCCCCCCAAAACCCAUUUUCCCUCCACCUCCACCCAACUUCUCUCUCCACCGGCGCCGGCGCCGGCUCCGGUGUCCCACUGAAACCGGCGAAGUCGUCUGCUCUCCCCCACCGUCGACCGAGCCCAGAGAGAGAGACACGAUCGUCUUCCCCCCCCCCCAAAAAAUUUCCCCCCAAAACCCAUUUUCCCUCCACGGCUCCACCCCAUUCUCCCUCCACCGAAAACUCUCUCCACCGGCGCCGGCUCCGUGAUCCCACUGAAACCGGCGCCGUAAUCUCCUCUCCCCCACCGUCGACCGACCCCUUUCCUUUCUCCAUUUUUCCUCCCCAACCCCUUUUCUCCACCGUGCGUCCUCUCCUCUCCCCACCGUCACCGCCGCCGACAGGAAUUGAGUUUCUUGAUAUACAGCUUUUGGUAUGAUGUAAAUAGAUGCGGCUGUUCAUGCUGGAGAUUAUCAACUCGAGGGUGACUGGUUGAAAACCAGAUUGAGUUUAGGGGAACCUCUUAACCUAGAAGGGUUUUCUUUCUAUUCGUAGAAUACAAAGGUCAUUCUUUUGAUCAGAUACAACUUGCUUUUGCAGAAGCUCCAAGUGAAGCACUUCCUCUUAAUUGUAGGCCUAAUUUUGGUGCUGCAUGGUUGACCAAAUAUAAAUUCAAGGUUGGCCAAACAAGGUGUUGUAUUAGAUUUUUCUAGUGUACCUUCUUUGGUUACUCUAUCAACUAAGACGAUUAUAUAUAGAUAUUAUUGCGGAUAUAAGUGAUCUUCUCAUAAAAGGCAUAAGUUGAAGGUUUCUUUUUUUGAAACAACUUGAUGGGGAUAGUGGAAGAGAGCAAGCCUCCUAAUCCUUCCAAACCAUCUUCUUCAGCUCAGGAAAUACCAACAACGCAUUAUUUUGAUUGGUCGAGCUCCUUGCAGGCCCCAUUUUUUGCCUCAACAGUUGCUUCUACAACUCCCAACCCCUAUCUAUCAAGAAGCCAGCAUCUGUUGAUCCCACCAUAUGGGAUGCCAGUUCCACCAUAUGGGAUGCCAGUUCCAUACCCUGGUUUAUUGCCUCCAUGGGGAGUUUAUACUCAUCCUAAUAUGACCACGACUCCAAACCCACUACAUGUCAAUAUAGAGUUGGAAGGGAAGGGCCCCUAUGGAAAUGAUCGAGUUUGCACUAAAAAAUCCAUGGGAACUCCUGGAAGCGCAUGCAAUGACAGUGCUUCACAUUGUUUGUCUUCCCCUCUUGCUAAUAGUGUUGAUAGUGAUAAUGAGGGUACAUUAGAUGCAAUUGAAAAGAAUAAUGAGAAACAGGAUUCUUAUGGAAGUAAGAAAAGAAGGUUUCACCAUAUGGUUGCAGAUGGAGCCAAUACACAAAGUCACACUGUUGGGGCCAUUGGUGAAGCUUUAGUGCCUCCUGCCUCAUUACCACUUGUGAUGGGAUCUAAAUCUGUAAUGCCUGAGCAAUUGAUGCAGAUUCCAAAUGACGACGAGCCAUUCCUUGAAGUUGCCCCUCAAAUUGAUGAAAAUGAAGUUGUCUGUGAUUUAGAGUUGGUAGACAAGGAUGACAAUGAUGUGCAAUCCAAUAAGAAAGAAGCAGAACCGGAGGUAGGAAUGAAGUUUAGUUCUGAAAAAGAACUAAUACUAUAUUAUAGGCGGUAUGCUCAGCAAUCGGGGUUUGGGGUGACAUCUAAAGGAGGUAAAAAUAAUCCAGACGGGAGUCAUAAGUACGUCACCCUCACAUGUGCUCGUUAUGGCAAGAAGCAAACUGAUGCAAUUAAUAUUCACAAGCCUAAUCCGACAACGAAAACUGGGUGUAAGGCCAAGAUCAAUGCAUCGUUCAGGGAUGGAGCAUGGUGUUUGACUACUGUUAAUGUGAACCACAAUCAUUCUUUAAGCCCUAGUAAAACAAGAUUUUUUCGAUGCUAUAGGAGGAUGGAUGAUAAUGUGAAAAGAAGGCUCGAAUUAAACGAUAUAGCUGGGAUAGGUGUGAGUAAGAACUUUAACUCUCUUGUUGUUGAAGGUGGAGGGUAUGAGAAUCUGUCAUUCAUGGAGAGAGAUUGUCGAAAUUUUAUUAACAAGGCAAGACAUCUUCGGCUUGGCAAAGGAGGUGCUGGAGUACUUUACGACUACUUUACUAGAAUGCGAGAAAUGAAUGAUGGCUUCUACGCUGUGAUGGAUUUGGACGACGACUCUAGGCUAAGGAAUGUGUUCUGGGCUGAUGCACGAAGCAGGGCUGCAUAUAAGUAUUUUGGGGAUGUGGUUACAUUUGACACGACGUAUUUGACCAAUAUAUACAAAAUGCCAUUUGCUCCUUUCGUGGGAGUGAAUCAUCAUGGUCAGUCAAUACUUUUCGGGGCCGGAUUACUAUCAAGCGAGGAUACGACCACAUUUGUUUGGUUGUUUGAAACAUGGUUGAAAUGCAUGAACGGCCAAGCUCCAGUUGCAAUAAUAACAGAUCAGGAUAAGGCUAUGAAAAGUGCAAUUGCAAAAGUUUUUCCUAGAGCCCGACAUAGAUUUUGUUUAUGGCACAUUAUGAAAAAAUUCCCAGAGAAGCUAGGAUCACAUGCUCAAUACAAGUGUGGCUUGAAGAGUGCCAUACAAAGUGCAAUCUACGACUCUCAAACUUGUGUUGAAUUUGAUAACAGUUGGCAAGGUGUACUGGAAAAGUAUAAUCUUCGGGAUAAUGCAUGGUUGUGUUGGUUAUAUAGUGAGCGGGCUCAUUGGAUACCAGCGUAUUUAAAAGAUACAUUUUGGGCCGGAAUGCAAACUACACAAAGAAGUGAAAGUAUGAAUGCAUUUUUUGAUAAUUAUGUGAACUCCAGAAGCACGCUGAAGGAAUUUGUUGACCAAUUUGACAAUGCUUUGAGGAGAAAGGUUGAGAAUGAGAAAGUAGCUGAUUUCAAUUCUUUUAAUGCCACCAUUCCCUGUGUAUCUCAUUUUUCUAUUGAGAAGGAAUUUCAAGAACUUUAUACCAAUGCAAAGUUCAAAGAAGUUCGUCAGGAGUUUAGUUGCUUGAUGUAUUGCAAUUGCUCUCUUAUUAAAAGUGAAGGUGCAAUUUCUACCUAUGAAGUAUCUGAUGAGGUAACAGUUGAUGAUUACACAAAAGAGCGGAAUUUUUGUGUUUACUUUAAUGGAGAUGAAUGUGAAGUUAAAUGCACUUGUGGGUUGUUUGAAUGUAGAGGAAUCUUGUGUAGGCAUGCCCUUGCUGUACUGACAUUAAAGAAAGUGAAAUCUUUGCCCACAAAAUAUUUUCUUGACCGAUGGAGAAAGGAUUUGAAGCGCGCAUAUACUCUUAUUGAGAGUAGUUAUAAUGUCUUCAGUUGCAACCCUGAUGCCCAAAGAUAUGAUUGCUUGUUGAAAAAAUGUAGUGAAUUAGCAACGCUUACAUCAACCAGUGAGGACCAUUACAUGGAUGCCAUGCAUUGUAUAGACAUGUUGCUAGCGAAAUACAAGUGCUCAAAGUAUGAACCCAGUCCACCCUCCCAUGAUAUUCCAUGCGCAUCUUCCAAAAGUAAUGAAGGCAUUGAUGGUGUAGUAGUGAAAAGUACUAAGGUUCUUAGUCCUAUAGCGGUUAAAUGUAAAGGCAAGCCACGAUUCAAAAGAAUGGUGUCUACAGUUGAAAAAGUCGUGACAAAAACAAAAAAGAAACAUCAGAGUCACAACAAUGCCAACCAGAAGGGGAGAAAAAAUCAGGCUUGCCAAGAAAUUCAAGAAAGGGAAUUGAACACAAAUGAAGCUCCAUUGGCUUCAAUAACUGACACUCAAUAUGAUCGCAUAAUUGGAACGCAGGAAACUGCUUUUAUUAAGGAUACGGGUUUCCACCUAUUUGAAUAGGCGAUUGAGCAUGAUGUUUUGUUUUUUUGAAAGCAUUGCUCUUUUUUUGUUCAGCUAAUGCUUUAGUACAUGUUACAAGAAUUUUUUGGAAGCAGUGAUGUUUUUUGGCUGAUGGUGGUGUAUAGUUUUUGCAAGUGUGGAAUGGUGGGUGCAUGGUUUUUGUAAGCGCUGAACAUGUGGAAUGGUCUACAGUAUGAAUUUUGGUUUUCGCUUGUGGAUUUCUGCUUACAUCAGCAACUGCUGCGAAAGUUAAACACUUCAUUUUGCUUACCUCAUUGGGAACAAACAAGGUUGGCUUUCCUGCUGCUAUUCUAAAUUUGUUUUGGGGGGUUCUGAUUUGGAAAAGGAAGGCAGAAGAAGCACUGCUAGCCAGUGGACUUCCCUACACUAUAGUGAGACCUGGAGGCAUGGAACGGCCCACUGAUGCUUACAAGGAAACCCAUAAUAUUGCCCUCUCACAGGAAGAUACUUUAUUUGGUGGCCAGGUGUCAAACCUUCAGGAUCCAGGUGCUGCAGCUGGGCCUGAUUUAGCACCAUCUAAGACUGUCAAAUCCAAGGAAGCAAGCCCUACCAUUGAGAAGGAGCAUUCCAGUGCAAAAGCGAUGGCGAGGCAACCCCUCUCUCCUUA
Molecule: messenger RNA, 4457 nt
Organism: Corylus avellana
Lineage: Eukaryota; Viridiplantae; Streptophyta; Magnoliopsida; Fagales; Betulaceae
Source: RefSeq, a predicted model, not a curated record